Echinops telfairi (small Madagascar hedgehog) is the source of this 1593-nucleotide messenger RNA. RefSeq names its product vitronectin (gene VTN). NCBI's taxonomy places the organism in Eukaryota, Metazoa, Chordata, Mammalia, Afrosoricida, Tenrecidae. The record is from RefSeq and is a predicted model, not a curated record. The coding region runs from base 44 to 1522 and encodes 492 amino acids. Gene Ontology annotation, molecular function: extracellular matrix binding; polysaccharide binding; scavenger receptor activity. Gene Ontology annotation, biological process: cell-matrix adhesion; cell adhesion mediated by integrin; immune response. The transcript has 8 exons.
CAGCUGGGACUUCAGGGAGCUCAGAGACCAGCUCACCAGGCCCAUGGCCGGAGGCCCUGCCAUGGCUCCCCACAAACUCCUUCUGAUGCUGGCCCUGCUGACCUGGGCGGUUCUGGCCGACCAAGAGUCCUGCAAGGGCCGCUGCACGGAGGGUUUCAACAAGAACCAGAAGUGUCAGUGUGAUGAGCUCUGCUCAUACUACCAGAGCUGCUGCCCCGACUACGUGGCCGAAUGCAAACCCCAAGUCACUCGGGGGGACGUGUUCACUCUGCCGGAGGAUGACUAUAUUGAAUUUCAAAUCUAUGGCGACCACUCGGUGGUCGCCAAAGACCACAACGACUCCCACACGCCAUCAGAGAUCCCCACCCAGAACUCCGACCUGCUCAGGCACACGGAGAUGACCCCUCUUCUGGGCGCUGAACCUGAGAAAGUGACCUCAGUGCUCCAAGAGGCUACUCCACAGCCAGAGAGUGGGAACCUAGGGCCUAAGGAGGGGACUCUAGAGCCUGUGACCAGGGACCCAGAGAUCUCUGAGUUCCCCGCAGAGGAGGAAUUGUGCAACGAGAUGCCUUUUGAUGCCUUUACUGACCUCAAGAAUGGGUCCAUCUUUGCCUUCCGAGGGCAGUACUGCUAUGAGUUGGACGAGAAGGCAGUGAGGCCUGGGUACCCCAAGCUCAUCCGAGACGUCUGGGGCAUCGAGGGUCCCAUUGAUGCCGCCUUCACGCGAAUCAACUGUCAGGGGAAGACCUAUUUCUUCAAGGGUAGCCAGUACUGGCGCUUCGAGGACGGCGUCCUGGACCCCAACUAUCCCCGAAACAUCUCUGAUGGCUUCACGGGCAUUCCGGACAACCUAGAUGCAGUCUUUGCCCUCCCUGCCCAUAGCUACAGCAGCCGGGAGCGGGUCUACUUCUUCAAGGGCAAGCAGUACUGGGAGUACGAGUUCCAGCAGCAGCCCAGCCACAAGGAGUGUGAAGACAGCUUGCCCUCAGCCGUGUUCGAGCACUUUGCCCUGAUGCAGCGUGAUGGCUGGCUUGACGUCUUUAAGCGAGACUUCUGGGGUGGCACCUUUGGUGGUGCCAGCGAGCCCAGGUCUAUUGGCCAGGACUGGCCCGGUGUGCCCGGGCAGGUGGACGCCGCCAUGGCUGGCCGCAUCUACAUCUCCGGCUCCACACCUCGCUCUUCCUGGAUCAAAAAGCGCAAGUCCUCCGGUCGCAGCCGCAAACGCUACCGCUCUCGCUCUCGGGGUGGUCGCAGCCGGAGCCAGAAGGCCCGCCGGCGGUCCCGCUCCACCUGGCUGUCCUGGUACUCCAGCGAGGAGAGCGGCCUGAGCACCUACUAUGACUACGACAUGGAUUGGCUGGUGCCUGCAAGCUGCGAGCCCAUUCAGAGCGUCUACUUCUUCUCGAGAGCUAAGUACUACCGAGUCAACCUGCGCACGAAGCGAGUGGACACCGUGACCCCUCCCUACCCACGCUCCAUCGCCCAGUACUGGCUGGGCUGCCCAGUGCCCGGCCAGAAGUAGGAGCCUGCUCCCAUACAGCUGGGCCCUCCAGGAGCUCUCCUCCCAUUCAAUAAAGGUCCCUUGAUCCUGGU